Messenger RNA from Penicillium antarcticum, 1170 nucleotides. Its product is annotated as zinc-binding alcohol dehydrogenase family protein. NCBI's taxonomy places the organism in Eukaryota, Fungi, Ascomycota, Eurotiomycetes, Eurotiales, Aspergillaceae. Gene Ontology annotation, molecular function: oxidoreductase activity, acting on NAD(P)H. The record is from RefSeq and is a predicted model, not a curated record. Bases 1 to 1170 code for a protein of 389 amino acids. The transcript has a single exon.
AUGGCCACUCACCUUGCCGCCGUAUCCCCAGCCAAAGGACUGUCUUUCGAGCUUCAGACCCGCCCCACACCCAAGCCAGGACCGAGUGAGCUCCUUAUCGCUGUCAAAUGUGUGGCCCUCAACCCGGCAGAUGCCAUCAUGCGUGAUCAAGGCCUCAUGAUACCCACAUACCCCACGGUCAUCGGCUUCGAUAUGUCGGGGUUAGUCCUUGAAAUCGGUGACAAUGUCCCCACCGGAGAUACCGACGAUGAUUCUGGCCCAUCUUUCCAACCGGGCAUCACCCGCGUCGCCGCCUACGCUGUCUCUGUCUGGAAGUAUUGUGAUCCAGACUAUGGCGCGUUCCAGGAGCGGUGCCUCAUUCCAUGGCAACAUGCUGUACCAAUUCCGGGCUCUGGAAUGACUUGGAGCGAGGCGGCAACCUUGCCUGUCGCCGUUGAGGUGCCCCUCAGCGCGUGGGAUGCCAUGGGGAUCCCCCGGGUAGGAGACGCAUUCGUGUCUGCUCCUGUCUCCAUCAGUUCCACUACUGAUACCAACGGGAGCGGACAAAAGACAAACACAGGGAAGCAUGAAGCUCUCCUAAUCUGGGGUGCCUCCUCUAGCGUCGGCACCAUGGGCGUACAAACAGCUCGACUGCUCCGUGAUGAUCCCAACUCGUCCUUCGCCGCCGUUUACGCCACAGCAGGAUCAUUGAACCAUAAUUACGUGCAUUCAUUGGGUGCGGACCGAGUAUUCGAUUACAAUGACUCACAAGUGGUGGCUGCGAUCGUCUCAGCAGCGAAGGAAGACGGAGUAGUGAUUAGGUAUUGUUUUCUCGCUACGGGGGACCUAGCACCAUGUCAGGCGGUGCUCAAGAAAUUCUUCGAGCAUGACAAAGCAAGUAUUACAAAGACCUCGAAGAUCGCGUCGGCUCCACCGCUUCCUCCGAAUGCUAAGGAAAUGAACGGACUGGAGACAAUAUUUGUUUUCCCAUCGGUGGUCGAAGCAGAGCGAUUGGAGCAGUUUCGAUACUGGCUUGGAACGUUUCUCAAGAGCAAUUUGAUCAAGGGGAAUAUCAGGCCGAGUCCAGAGCCGAACGUCGUAGGAAAGGGCUUGGGGGCUAUCAAUGCUGGGUUGGACAAAUUGCUCUUGGGGGUUAGUUGCACAAAGCUGAUUGUGGAGCUCACGGACUGA